Pocillopora damicornis (cauliflower coral) is the source of this 3004-nucleotide messenger RNA. RefSeq lists its product as uncharacterized. Gene Ontology annotation, cellular component: nucleus. The record is from RefSeq and is a predicted model, not a curated record. Lineage: Eukaryota; Metazoa; Cnidaria; Anthozoa; Scleractinia; Pocilloporidae. Gene Ontology annotation, molecular function: exonuclease activity; nucleic acid binding; metal ion binding.
AUAACAUUGAUGUCAAGAACCUUUUAGACGAACUUGAAUUCAAAGAUGAAGGAAACUUCGAGCAAGGAAAGAAAAAGGACGUUUUACUGUAGCGUAGCCUUGGAACUUUACCUCUUAUAAUCAUUCAAGUAGCACAUUGGUGAAUUUUCGCGACAAUGUUUCCUACAGCAGGGUAUUUCCGGAGUACAAACUGUCCAUUCUUUGUUCACGGUCUGUGCCACAGACCGUAUUGCCAUUUUCGUCACAGUAAACCCGGGCUCAAGGCUUCAAAGAGCAGAACUUCACCUCAUAAGAAUAAUAUUGAACUACAAUCCAACAAUGUUAAGACUACAACACCCAGUCCAGAUGUAUCUGAUGGAGAUAAACAGCAGGCUGACAUUAGAACAACUCCACCAGAAGCAACAAAAAGGAAGGUAGAAACAGUGGACAAUACAAGUCCUGAAAUUGAAAAUAAAUUUACCACACAAACAAACACAGCUUCUAAAAGGGGCAUUCUGAAUAGAGGUGAUGAAGAGCAGAAUAUUCAGGAUGAUCAACUUUUUAGUGUCAAAGAAUCUUUGCCCAAGACCAGCUUGGAUGUAACUGAACCUGUGACUAGCUCACAUAUGGUCAGCCCCAGUGAUGAGGGCAUGGAAAUGUCUGAAUGGGAUCGGAAUGAUUGUGAACAACCUAUUGCUUCUCUGACUGAUGAGGAGAUUAAAAUCAUUGGGUUGACCACAGUUUCUUUACCUGGUUGCAGUCAAACUGCUGUUAAAAGUACCAAUUUAGGACAAAAUUCAACUUCAAAUGCUUCUAGUUGCAUUGUUUCUCAAAGUAAUUCCCCAGUUGUGGGAGGAUUUUUUGAGAAUGACACUGAAGGAGAAGGCCAAAUGAAGGGUAACUUGAUUGAUGUUAAUGUUACUGAAACUUACAUUGCUAAGGAGGCAAGAAUUGCUCAAAUCAAGGCUGACAGUUUAGCGAAGAGACUUAAAUCCAAAGCUGUGAAGGAGAAAAAUGAUUCAUCAUUGGUUUUGGAAAGUAACUAUAUAGAGAAGAAACAGGAACUCACUGGAGGGAAAGAAAAAUAUGACGUGACUCAGGAAAAGCCACAAAGACGAAAAUCUGUUCAGCUUCAAAUAUCUGUUGAAGGAGAUGAAGACAUGAAAGAGUCUUUGGAUAUACCUGCAAAGAAAAGAAAAUCCCAGCAGUUGCCAUGUGCAACUAGCUCUUCACUUCACUCUUCUGCACUAAAGAGCGAGGAUAGUAACAAGGCUAUGAAAAGGAAAGAUAGCAUUUCCAAACAGGAAUAUAAACUACAUGAGUUGUUUUUGUCUGCAUCAAAGUCACUGGAACACACCAUUCACUCUAGUAAAUCACCUAUGGAUAAUGAUUCUAAAGACAUAAAAAAAGGCAAAGCAAAUGCAUCAAAAAGAAAACUAAGCCUUGCAGAGACUGAAAUAAAUUUCUUUGGUCCUUCUAAAAGGCAAAACAAAACCGAGAAAAUGGAAAAGCAGAAGAAAGUUAAGGAGGAAAUAGCUGCUGUUAAAACUUUGAAACCCAAAAAAUUAGAAAACAGAGGAUUGGAAAAGAAGAACAAUUUUCAGAAAACCAAACUUCAGACAAGUGCCAAAGGUUUAACUAUGUCAAGUGAAGAUAGUGAUUACAUGUGCAGCCCUGCAGGAGGUGACUCAAGCCAUGAGGAGAAUGAUUCACUGAGAAGGAUUUGGAAUAACUUUGAACUGCCACAAGACAACCUUGUGAUAGAGAAGGAUUCACAAUCACCUGUUAAAAAACAGGCACAAGAAUCAACAAGGAAGAGAACAUUGUCCUCUGUGUCUAACGACUCUGAUGUGAUUAAACAACCAUCUAUGGCUGAUGCAUUAGGACUUGGGAAGAAACAGCGAGUGGCACAUAUGCCCAGUCAUCUACCUAGGAGAUUAUCAUCAAAUGCAAAUCCUGUACGAAGGUACCCUAAGUCUUUAACAGCCAUACAAAGGAAAGAGGAGUCUGAGGCACCUUCAACGUCGGGAUCUCCUGUGAAGGAGGCAGAGGGUUACAAGCCUGCCAAACAGAGGGUGGCUCAUGUAUUAAAGAAUAACUCCCCUGCAGGAUCACUGCCGAGACCUAGGAUCCCUGUGGAGUAUGGUGCUAAGGUGCCGCAAAGUCAACGUCAGAGAUACCUAGACAGAAUAGUUGAUGAAUACCUUAGAAUUUGUAGCAGUGAGAAAGAAGCAUUUGAAAAGGCUGUUGAAGAAGAAAAAACUCUGUAUGAAAGGAGCACCAGAAGGCAAGUUUAUUUGAAUCUUUGUGUGAAUGCUAUCAAGAAACUUCGAGGUAUAACACAACUGGAAUCACCUUCUCCUGUUAAAAGUGAGACUACAACAAAAGUGUUGGUUACUAAGACACUGUCUUCAGGGGCAGUUGUUGUUAGUACCAAGAGCCCUGCGAAACAACAACCAGCUGUUCCACAAAUAGAUCCAUUUACAGAGGAGUUGAUGUAUGAUUUCCUGUCUAAGUAUCUGAUGAGUGAAGAUGACCUAGUGCAGAAUGGUUACCCACGUCCCUGUCCAACAGCGCCCGGAAGAGCUAUUUUUAAAACUAAAAAGGAGCCAUCUAAAGAUUCUACACGUAGGACUUGCUGUCGUUGUGGCAAGCCUUUUGUUGUUCUUGAAGACGGAGUGUAUCUAACAAGAGAAGAAUGUGUGUAUCAUGCUGGGAAAUUAUUUCGAAGAAGAGGGGAACCAAUUACAAAUUAUUCUUGUUGUCAAGGAGAUGCUGGUAGCCCUGGGUGCUGUGUUGGAAAGGUUCAUGUGAGUGACAAUGUGAAUAACACAGAAGGCUUUAUGACUACCAUAGUGAGUCCGCUGGUAGAAAAACGAAAGAAAAUAUUUUCCAUGGACUGUGAAAUGUGUUACACCACUUCAGGGCUGGAGCUGACCCGCAUCACUGUGAUAAACUGGAAUUUGGAGCGAGUCUAUGACACAUUUGUCAUUCCAGAAAGAACCAUUGUUGAUUACAAUACAAG